GUUGUGAGACGCAGCUUCUCCAUCCUCCCACUACACAACAGAAUCCAUCACAAUGGGGCAGUAAUGUCAGCGGCGGGCCAGAACCGAGCAUCUCCUCCCCAGUACUGAGCCUGUGUAUGGAUCUAAUGAUGAUGAAGAAGAAGAAGUUCAAGUUCAAGGUGGAUUUCGAACUGGACGAGCUGUCGUCGGUCCCCUUUGUCAACGGCGUCCUCUUCUGUAAAGUCAGGCUGCUGGACGGCGGCUUCUCCGAGGAGUCUUCUCGAGAACCAGUGCAGGCCAACUGUGUUCGAUGGAAGAAGCGGUUCUCCUUCCCCUGCAAGAUGAGUGCCAGUGCAGGGACGGGCAUCCUGGACCCCUGCGUGUGUCGAGUGUCGGUCAGAAAGGAGCUGAAGGGUGGAAAGGCAUAUGCAAAGCUCGGUUUUGCAGAUCUGAAUUUAGCAGAGUUUGCCGGCUCAGGGAAUACAACCCGCAGAUGUCUGCUGGAAGGCUACGAUACCAAAAAUACCCGCCAGGAUAACUCCAUUCUCAAGGUUAUCAUCAGUACACAGCUCAUGUCAGGGGAUCCCUGCUUUAAAACGCCUCCCUCCACAGCCACAGUCAUUGGGAUUCAGAGUGAUGGAGAGAGUCUGCUCGAAGAGAGGAAGGGAGGAGACCCACAGAAAGGCUGUUCUGCAGAGAGUCGAGACGGGAAAUGUCCCGUUGUUUCAGAUGACCUCGGGGGCUGUGGCCACUCUCGCACAUCCAGCUAUGCCAGCCAACAGUCCAAACUCUCAGGCUACAGCACAGGCCACUCCCGCUCCUCCAGCAUGUCAGAGUUCAGCCACAGGAGAAACCACUCGGUAGGCAGUGCUUCAACGGGCAUCGGAAGCAUUCCGGAGCCCAGCGAGGACCGAGAGUCCAGACCCUGCCCGGCUCUGCCCGAACACCCGGGCCCCACAGCUAGCUCCAGCUCUAGCAAUCAGCAGGGCACGCCAGUGCGGAGCGCCUCGUCCUGCGAACGACUCAACAGACAUCCAAUGAAACAGGACUCCAUGGAAUCUCAGCUGAAGAGAAUGGACGACACGCGGGUGGAUGCUGACGACGUUGUUGAAAAGAUUCUCCAAAGUCAAGACUUCACACCCAGCCUGCUGGAUUCCAGUGCGGAGGAGGAAGGCCUGCGUCUCUUCGUCGGCCCGGGAGGAAGCACAGCCCUGGGAAGUCACCACCUUCCCACCAGGGUUGGUGCUGGGGCGUACGAGCAGGUGGUGAUAAAGCGUUAGACCCGGAGCCGCCCUGUGGUGGACUGACACUGAUAUCGUCUGAAAUUAAACUGGAAACGAGGUUGUUUCAGUGUAAAAGCUUCAUUCCAACAGCACACACCAUGUCAAGCCUGACCACUCAGCGAGCAGCCAGUGUUACAGCAGUGCCCUCUUGUGUUCAUAUCUGCUGCAUAAACCUUGUAGCUUGUUAGGAUACUUCUAGAUUUUUCAGGGGUGCAAGGAUUUCACCUCAAGGAAAACCAAAAAAAAAAAAGGGGGGGGGCAUAUUACUGGAAACAUUCAGUGUGCAUGUAAAGGGAUUUGUAGUCUUAGUUUCUGGUGCAGGCACAGUUCAUUUUGGGUUUGAAAAAACUAGUUUGUAUCCAAAAUACCUGAGCCCAUAUCUAAUCCCUGUGAAGAAACUUUGUAACAUCCUGUCUGUGGACGGCAGGAGGAGCUUCGUGAGCGCAUCAGUCCUAACAAUCUGAAUCUACUCUGAUACAUUCCUUCUGUCCAGCUGAACCAGGACGUGCUGUUUAAUCCUUUUUGCCUAUAAGCCGCUAAGCAAAAUGUAGACAGUGCUCAGCAUUUUUAAGGUGGGAACAUUUUACCAUGCAGACUUUGAACUCGAGGUGUGGAAUGUAUGUGGUUAUGUGUCGUACGGAGGACCACUUUCAAUAGCAGUGACCAUGGUCUUGUUCUCUGGGAUGAAUUAAGGACUGAAUGAUCUGUGAUGAGGAGUUCCACAUUUGGACAUGAAAAAACAGAAAAAUGUGUGAAUGUGAUUAGUUCAGGUGUCGUCACAGAGGUCCCAGUUUCUGUUUGGCACUCUGUAAAGGACUGUUUCACUUAACUAGUGGUCAAUCGUAACUCAAAUAUAUGACUUGUGUUUUGGCCAUUAUCAACUAAUGAAAACUGUAAAAUAGAGCUAAAGGCUGACAUGUUAGCUUGCAGCCGCACCGCCUGGAAGUAGUUGUGUAUUUUCCUAAACAAACAGCUAACUUUGCACUAUUUCUCCAUACAUUUAUAACUUCUUUACUCAACUUUGGAUUUGUGGAGCUUUGCCAUCGCUGGACGUAGAGAUCCAUUUACAACUGUGUCAGCCUUUUCACCUGCAGACUUAAUUUAAUUUUAAUUUAAUUUUAUAGCCGAUGCGUUGCUGCCUUUUGGCUCUAAGUUCAGGGGGGAAAAAAUCUGUCUGCUAAUAGUGCAUCUAAUCACUCGUUGACACUUAAAAAAAACAAUAGUGCCCAUCACUGUAGUCCUGUUUGGGAUACUUCUUUUUUCAAGUAGCGCAAAAAACUGAAGGAGUACUUUCAGACAUCCAGUGGAAACUUUAUCUCAGAGAAGACUUUAAGGUGUAAUUGGUGAAAUAUGAGUGGGAUGGGUCAGUUUUACACUUUUCAGUGGAUUUUUUUUGACAUACAAAAGUAUGUUUUUGUUAAGAAAUAAAUCUCAAAUGUAGAAACAUUUCCACUAUAAAGGACACUGAUUCGACGUAAGGAAAAUCCUGAACCAUACACAGGUCUGUUCAUAGUUUCCCACUUCAUAUAACUAAAGGAGAUGACGGCCAAAUCACAAUCAACGGAUAACAACAACUAUCAACCGCUCUUAUCCGUUCCACACUUUAUUCUUUAUAUACUUUCUGUCUGUAUGAGAUCAAAUGCCAAACAAGAGUCUGGGCCUCUCUGAUUAACACUGCUGUUGAAGGACAUGUACCUAACUCCACUGUUUCUGACACAUAUAUAUGAAUAUAUCCAUUUCUGUAUCUCCGCUUUGCAACUUGACUACAGCUUGCAUCAGCAGACCAACAAACGGAUGUGUGACGUGUUCGCAGUUUGACUCUCACAGCAAAAGGACUAGCUAAGUAAUCCACUGCCAUACAGAGACGGCGACUGCAUUUUGAGAAGGCCACAGUAAUAAUACGCGAUUUUCUCCAAGCUUCAUUACCAACGGCUAAAACCUGAGACAACACAAGCACUCCGGUACAAUAAAGCAGUUACAGCUACGGAAUCGGUGGGUGCAUUGAGAAUCGCGCUCUCUCAAGAGUUGUCUAUUUGCAUUUUCUAGCCCCGUAGGAGUUCAACGUGCACACUUUUUAGAACAAGCCAUCCAAAGUGCAGAACACUCUGUGGUUAUCUGGGAGUCUGUCAGGCCUAUGCAUCAUGAGAGUAUUAGACACAUUAGAACUAGUGACUGUACAGCGUCUGUAAUCCCGUUCCUGUUGUAAGCCAUAGUAGAGGUAGGAUAAAUGCCACUUCUAGAUAAACUGUAUUCAUCUUAUAUCGGUAUCUGCACAAGUGUCAUCGGUGUGUGAAGUUUUACGGACCCGUCAGUGUUCUCCGUCUUUAUGUUCUGCAUGAUUACGACGUCUUGAUUUGUAGCUACCAGCUUUGGCAACAUUCACAACCGUAUUUGUCAAAGCUCCAAACAUAUUUUCUUGUGUUUUUCCUCAUUUUUUUUUACAUUAUGCCAUCUGUUUAAUCUAUCUUCAUGAUGAAGGUUUUUUGUUUGUUUGUUUGUUUGUUUGUUUGUUUACCCCUCACUGGUGUGGGGCAAAAAAAAAUCUGUUGACCAAAAUGCUGCCUUUUCUGCAACUUUCUUCCUUUUAAUUUUUGAGUAGAAAUCAGAAAUACGUUAAGUUUUAGUAGAAAAAAAACUAUCUUAAAACUCAUUUUAUUUACAGGAAUAGAAGAGACUAAUUAAAACUUUUAAGACAUGAACUAAAACGUGUUGCCGUUACACGUUUCAGAGUAUUUCUAAAGAGGCAGGAAGGGAGUUUCUAAAGUCCUCCUACAUUUUGAGAACUCCUGUAUUAAAUACAAAAUCUCAACAGAAACGUUUAUGUAAAAUGUAACUGUAAAUCAAAUGUCCAUUUUGUUUUGUUUUUGUUUUUUUAUUGUUGAAAAGCUACAUUUUCGAGUAUAUCAGUAUGUUGUUGGAUCUUUUAUUGCUGAUAUUGUGCCAUAUUUUUGCUGAAUAUGCAGUUGGUUCUGAAAAAAAUAUCAACAUUAGAAAUGUUUUUGUCUGAUUCACAUCUUAUAAAUAUCUGAGUAUUUGUGAAAACUUUGUUUUUUGAUGUUGCUUUUUUUGUUUUGUUUUUUAAGUGUAUGAAACUCACUUGUUUUACCUGUGCCACACAGGUGUGUCCAUCUUGGUAACUAACAUGUUGUUACAAACAUGGUUGCUUCUUCUCUUCUGUGAAGCUGUUGUCUAAAUAAACCUGUAAAGUGUAUUCUCCUGUAAAGUGAUGUUCUGCGCUGUUCUGACACCGUCCAGUGUUUCCUGUUACAGACUUGUUUUUGACCAACAUCGGCUUCCUUAACAAGUGUACUGGAUGCUUAAAAUGUCUUCAUUGCACUGUUGAUUAAACCGUUUAAAGUGCU
Messenger RNA from Salarias fasciatus (jewelled blenny), 4624 nucleotides. Its product is annotated as protein FAM102B. The coding region runs from base 117 to 1259 and encodes 380 amino acids. The record is from RefSeq and is a predicted model, not a curated record. Lineage: Eukaryota; Metazoa; Chordata; Actinopteri; Blenniiformes; Blenniidae. The transcript is spliced from 11 exons.